Molecule: messenger RNA, 2217 nt
Organism: Capronia coronata CBS 617.96
Lineage: Eukaryota; Fungi; Ascomycota; Eurotiomycetes; Chaetothyriales; Herpotrichiellaceae
Exons: 2
Coding region: 1-2217 (738 amino acids)
Source: RefSeq, a predicted model, not a curated record
AUGUCCUCAAUCAUCCGACCCGAAGAUGAACCACAGAUUCAGCCUCGAAAUCCCUUUGCCCGACCAGGCCCCAUUCCGGACAUCAGACUUGCCGGUUUAUAUGUCGAACGAGCACCAUCUCUGGUGGCAAGGGCCGAUAGCUCCUCGACUGAUAACAGUCACUCUGGUGGAUCGAGCAACACGGUGCCAAUCGUCGUAGGGGUCGUUGUCCCCUUGGGAAUCGCGUUGAUUGUCUUGAUAUUCUUGCAUCGCCGUCAUGUGAAGAAGUUGCGAAGAGAGGAUGCAGAGGAUAAGCACAAGGCGCUUGAUUUUGGUUUGGAUGAAGCACAGCAAAAGCCGGGCAAGAAGACACGUCGAAAGGCUCCGGAAAUGUCUAUGGCCGAGACCAAGGAAGUCGGUCGCCGCGGACGAGGGCUGUCCCUGGAUUUGGGUCCUCAUAAUCCAUACCUUUUGCCGCCCGAGGUUCACCAAUCUCGAGAGUCAUUACAUUCCCUGUCCCGUUCAAUGAACACCGGUGACGACAAGUAUCGGACGACGACGUUUAUCCCUGACGAUGGGUCUAUACGACCGCCUUCAAGUUUGAGAAGCCACUUUGACGAUUCUUCCAGCUACACUGGAUCGUCAGGCGGCAGGUUUCCACUUGACUCCAAGCAGAAUUUGUUGCGCAAUGCACAAGAGAACCCGAGGGGACCGCCUUCGCGUCAUGUGUCAACAAGCUCGGUCCGGACAGGAGCCGACCCUAUAUACAGCGGCAAUAGAACGUUGGCACAGGCCAGUAACAACAAUUUGCUCGCUCCAGUGUCAACAGACCCCGUCCGUGAGUCUUACUUGAGCACAGCCAGCAGCAACGGAGCCAUUAAUGCGUUGAGGGCGAGCAAUAACUAUCUGGCACAAUUCAUUAGCGGGGGCAAGAAAGCUGAGCCCGAAAAGAAAGAGCCGGUUGCCAUGGUCACAGAAAUCAGAGUCGAACCGCCGGCGGAGGAUUUGCAGGUCCCUCCGCCUGCGGUUGUGAAAGAUGCUGCUGUUGCGGCUCAUGUCAUUUCCACCAAUGUGGAUAAGUCUGCACCCAGCAUAACUUUGAAUGUCCAGGACACUCGUCAGCCGAGGUUACCACAACUUAGCCUCAUUGACUCUGAGGGCAACAAGCAGCACUCUGUCCAGCCCAGCGAGGUUGUCGAAACAGUCUCCGUGACCUCCCACAGCACGCCACAACAUUCUAACACCCCUUCGACAGACCUGGCCCAUCCAGCAGAGACUAGCCAGACCCAAUUCGUCAAAUCGAAUGAGCAGGACUCUGCCGACAAUGUUGACUACUACGAUGAAUACGAAGCUUAUGCAUCUCAAGAUCACCCAGAGUCCGAAUAUGAAGACUAUCAGUACUACCAAAACUAUGUUGACCACGACGAGCGCCGACUUACCAUGGGAGUGCGACCCUUGCCUCCAGACGAUCCAUCGGAUAACCCGGAGCAGAGGGCCAACCGCAUCAGAUCCUUCUACAAGGAGUAUUUUGAUGAGACAAAGCCACAACCCUCUGCUCAAAACAGCCGGUACCACGAUGGUGCCGAGAACUACUAUGGACCACAUGGCGUACAAGGCCAUCACCACCAGGGCGGAUUCUACGCUCCCCCCCGAAAACCAUUCUCUGGAAGACAUCGUGCGAUGUCGAAUGGAAGUUUUAUGCCAGGGCCUAGGGCGUUUUCCUCCGCUUCGAGCAGAUACACCGGGCAUCAUCCGCACUUGACACCGAAGAAGAAGUUGCCACCGCCCAAACCACUCAACAUCCUACCCACACCUCACUUGCUCGAUGGAGACUCGUUCUUGCCCAUUGAUUUUGCCCCGCCCCAGAGGUUCCAAAAGCAGCGGGCCGGUACGCCUGAUAGCCCUCGAGGCGGUGUCAGACCGUACUCUCCGGUGACUCCAGCUCAUCUAGCGCUGGCAUCCUCGUUUGAUGAUCUGGCGGUCAUACCAAGCCCUCAUGCCUUGAGGAAGUCGGCAACCUUCACAGCCCUCGAUUUUGCGCCACCCCGUCUACGGGGAGUGGACACAAUGAGUGAGACUGGCAGUAUUCGGAGCAAUGGAUCGGGCAUGUCGGCCGUGCAUUUGCAUAGCAUUCGUGCUGGAGCCUACCGAGUCAGCCGUAUUCCUAAGGAGGUUGCGGGGACCAAAGAUGAGCUUGCAGAAGCGCUGAAGCCGCAGUGGGGUCUGAAUCGGGUCUGA